UACAAAUCAACCUGUUAGUUCUGACGAUGAAUGGGAUUACCUGUUCGAUACAAGUCAGCAUGGUUAUGAUUUUGAUGACAAACGAGGGUUUGACGAUGAACAGGGUUUUGUUGACGGACGGGAUUCUGACAACGAAGAGGGUUUUGUUGAUGAACGGGGUUCUAACAACGAACAGAAUUCUGGCGAUGAAUGGGAUUCUGAUUCUUUGAAUGAGGAUAGCCAAGAUCCAAAUAAUCCAUUAACGUGGAAGUUCAGUAAACAAGUAGCCGCAUUCACUUCUGAAGAAAUUGAAGAAAUUGAGACGGUAUAUAACACGAUCGAUUUGAAUUUUACAAACCAACUUA
Messenger RNA from Racocetra persica, 344 nucleotides. The record is from the annotation of a GenBank genome assembly. NCBI's taxonomy places the organism in Eukaryota, Fungi, Glomeromycota, Glomeromycetes, Diversisporales, Gigasporaceae.